Messenger RNA from Vicugna pacos (alpaca), 629 nucleotides. The record is from RefSeq and is a predicted model, not a curated record. Lineage: Eukaryota; Metazoa; Chordata; Mammalia; Artiodactyla; Camelidae.
AUGAGCUCCAACGUUGUUGGUGCCUUCGCGGUUCCCACCCGGACUGACAAAACCUUCCUGGUGUGGGAGCUGAGCUCUGGACCUAGGACCGAGGCCUUGCAGGUUCGUCUGGGCACCAGACAUAAGAUGGUUCAACCUAAUGCCCUUGCCCUGAGCAGCUCCAGAUGCCAAGAAUUGGCCAAUUACUACUUUGGAUUCAAUGGAUGGUCAAAAAGGAUCAUAAAGCUUCAGGAUCUUUCUGACCUUGAAGAAAGGGAAAAUGAAGAUAUUGUGGCCCCAGUUCAGAAGCAAAGCCUGAAGUUCUUAUGAACUUUAGAGGUGGUGUUGCCACCCCAUGAGGGCAGGGAUCCUGGAGCUGGCAUGGCCGAGGAACCCUUGCACAAGCUGGAGGAAGGGCCAUUAUCAUUCGGAAGAUAACCCAGAAGCUUGCUACUCAAAAGUCUAUGAGGGAUGCAUUCCAGAAACUGCUGAUUGUGGUUUUAGAAAGUGGUAAAAUGGCUGUGGUGUACAGACCCUGUGAAGAGGUCACAGGUGCUAGGACUGAAGAGGAAGUACAGGAUUUAAUUCAAGUCAGCUACUUUUCUUUGAAGCAGUGUGGCCAAGGGGAGGAAGAAUGUCUUUCAUUUCAG